AUGAUGGAUCCCCCAAGUUUAAAAGUGGAAGAAAAGUCCAGUUGUGCUCCUAAGCUCCAGAGAUGGUGCAGAAGCCGUCGAUGUCAGUUGUGGAGACUCCUCCUGCUCCCAUUCAUUCCUAUCCUGGCCCUCAUUGUACAGACCACCUUAUCUUUGAAGAGUAGCAUCACCAAUGGACGAGAUGUCGCUGAUGUUGAAGAACAGGUCAGUCGGGCAACAGAAUUGGGAAAAUUGGUGACGAGAUUGCAGCAAGAGAGAUCAGAAGUGGCUUUCUUUAUUUUCACCAAUGGAAGCACUUUGAGGUCGAAUUUAUCCCAGCGUUUUUCGGGUACCAACAGCGCGAUAGAUCAAAUGGGUUCGCUGCCAAUGUUGGUGUUCAAGAACCGAUCGAAACCUGUAGACGGAGACGCAUUCAAAACUGAACUCGAAGAACUAAGAGCGAGUAUAAACGCGGGUACUUCAAUGACAGAAGCUGUGGAGUGGUAUACCAAUGCUAACGCAGCUCUGCUCAGCCACCUCACGAAAGAGAUUAAAGAUACGGACAGCAGUACAAUAUGGAGGUACCUGGUUGGGUUUAAGAAUUUGCUGAGAAGUAUCGAGUGCAAAGGCAUAGGUUCGGUAUUGGGAAUCAACUAUUUCGCCAGAGGAUAUCUUCAGCCGAAAGCUUAUGAAAGGUAUAUUGCCCAUAUGGUUUUGGGUCGAGACUUAUUGGACAACACGUUGAAUCUGGUGCCUUCUCUCAUUCCCCUUCAUAAGGAUAUUAAAGAAGACAGUCAUGAAUACCAGGACUUAGAGAAAAAAAACCAACAGAUCGUGGACAAUAAACACCAGGACGGUAGCGUGGCUGACGCAAUAGAAUACUUCGAUCAGACUGCAACCUUCUUAGAUAAGCUGAGAGCUGUGCAGAAGCAACUGAGAGAGUAUAUAAGGGAUGGUGUAACUGUGAGUUUGACGGAAGCCCGAAGGUCGGAGGUGGUUUGCGCAGGGAUUCUGAUCCUGGUAUGCGUCGUCUCUCCAAUCAUCAUAGUGUUGGUUCGAAAUGCUGUGAACACAAUACAGGUAUACGCAAGUAACUUGGCUGAAAAGGCUCGAGAGUUGGAGUAUGAGAAAGAACUGAGUGACUCUUUACUGUACCAGAUGCUUCCCCCCAGUAUUGCCAAACAACUGAAACAAACACAGCAGGUGCCAGCUGAAUUCUUUUCUUCAGUCACUGUAUACUUCAGUGAUAUAGUAGGGUUCACAGCUAUUGCAGCUGUUUCUACACCGUAUCAGGUGAUCAGUUUCCUGAAUUCAGUUUACAAGUUAUUUGAUGAGAAAAUAGAAUGUUAUGAUGUAUAUAAAAUCGAGACGAUUGGAGAUUCGUACAUGGUAGCGUCUGGGUUACCUGUUCGAAAUGGCAACAAGCAUGCCACAGAAAUAGCAAGUAUGGCGUUAGAACUACUGGAAGCGACAUCCAUGUGCAGGCUGCCACAUCGACCUGAUCAGACUUUAUGCAUGCGAAGUGGAAUCCACAUGGGGCCCUGUGUCGCUGGAAUUGUGGGAAGUAAAAUGCCUCGUUACUGUUUAUUUGGAGACACGAUUAACACUGCAAGUAGAAUGGAGAGCACUGGAGAACCGAUGAAGAUUCAAAUAUCGGACGAUGUGAAAAAGGCCCUUGAUAAAACAGGAUUGUUUCUAACGGCUCCGCGGGGCGUAGUGGAUGUCAAGGGCAAAGGCGAAAUGUCUACACAUUGGCUGGAAGGCAGAAUUGGACCCUCUCCGGAACGGCCAACCGCUUCAUCACUGGACUGCACACCCAGCUUCUUAGCCAGAAUCCAUUCCCAGAGAUCACCCAGAUAUCAAUGUGGAAAAUCGAGGAUACAAUAA
Molecule: messenger RNA, 1866 nt
Organism: Spodoptera littoralis (African cotton leafworm)
Lineage: Eukaryota; Metazoa; Arthropoda; Insecta; Lepidoptera; Noctuidae
Source: the annotation of a GenBank genome assembly